AUGGAGAGACCUUUGAAGAGAUUACGGAUUGAAGAUCCUGACAUCCGCUCACCACGAGAUACUGGCUCUCGGAUGGCCGAGGGUCUAUUUACCUCAGAAAUGGGCAUACAAAGCGACGACACUGAUGGGCAUCCAGCGGCAACGCCGGCCCCUACAGCCCAAUUAAACCUCUACCAACGACGGGCCAUCUUUGGCGAUGGUCUCCAGGCCCAUCCUCUUCCUCAUCUACAGAAGAGGACUGACGCUACUAUCACGGUCGCAGCGUCACAAGUUGUCGUCAACGUCAACGAUGGCACCUCCACGUUUCUGGCAACCACGAUCCCUACGGCGUCUACCGAUUCUAUACUAUCACUGUCAGAUCUAGGCUCGGUGACAAUACCAGGAGAUCUGACUUCUAUUCCUACAUUGACGCAGACCGAAAGCAGUAUCAACAACGGCACGACCUCCGGAGUUGGAAGCUCCAGCUCGAGUAGCACCAGCAGCAGUACACCAAGCAUCUCGGAAAUUUCGUCCACCAGCUUGAAUGGCACCAUCACUUCUUCGACCAAUAUUGUUACGGUGACAACGACGUCAACUCUGGAGAUCUCUUACAUUAAUGGCACCUUAUUUCCCGUAGUCCUUGCCACGGUCAGCGAUGAUAGCGGUACUACCGACGUUGAGCCAACGAAUACAGCUUUCGGCAUCGGCGUUUCGUCCGAUGACAGCAGCACUGCCACUGCUGCCGCUACAGGUGACAAUGGGGGCGCAAUAGUCGGAGCGACCGCAACCUCGGAAGCACCCGCUGCGACAUCAAGCUCGUCCGGAGGUGGCGGAGGCGGCGGUCCUUCGUUGAGUCCGCAGCAGCAAGAGGUCGUCGGUGGAGUCGUCGGUAGCAUAGCAGGCGUGGCAGUGAUUCUGGUCUUCAUCCUCUUCCUGCUCAGACGACGUCGAAUGAAGCUGAAGGCUCAGGGACGUUUGCCAGAGCAGCUCGCUGAGAGGAACAUGCUGGAAGGCGGCAAUGAUGGUCCACAGCGGAUGUCAGGGCGGUCCUCCGUCAUUCCACUCACAGCGACUCUUGCUAGCAGUCUUCGAAAACUCCGACCCUACUCCAGUCACACUCAAGCCACGGACUUGACAGCUUCGACAGUACCUGAAAGUGAACGUGGCUUUCAGAAAAUCGCAGGCCGAAAAAUUGCCCCUGUCCUUAGUACUGGAGGAGAUGGGUUUGGAGGCGACUAUGGUGCGUUCUCGAAAGAAGCAGGCGGAUCGGCCGCUGGCCACCAACGCAACGAGAGCAAUCUGACAGGGUCCUCGUUCUAUCGCGACAGUCGAGGCUUCUAUGGAGGUCGUGGGACGGACACGCCUACGUAUCCACCCAGUCCUACCAUAGGGUCAGGUGAGGAGAAGCCUGGCCCAAGCUCGACUCGAGAUUUCGCAGCAUCCGGACCGCGCACGCCGAGCCAGGUCUCGGUCGGUCAGCCCGAAGGUAUGGCUGCUCUGAGACCAAGCCCUGCUCGAACGCCGGUCACUAUCAGCCCGGCACCGAGCUCCAUCCGGCUACCGAUACAGCAGACUCCGGAUAUGCAGAUGCUCCGCCGAUGCCGCCACUGGCUCAUGGUUUGCCUGUUCCGGACGGCGUUGGACGUACACUUGCGAGCCGUGAUGGCAGCCGUGUGA
Molecule: messenger RNA, 1656 nt
Organism: Cyphellophora attinorum
Lineage: Eukaryota; Fungi; Ascomycota; Eurotiomycetes; Chaetothyriales; Cyphellophoraceae
Exons: 1
Coding region: 1-1656 (551 amino acids)
Source: RefSeq, a predicted model, not a curated record